UACAGAUGAUAGGCAAGAUUCAAGCUGCUUCGUCCAGAGGCGAUAGGAAAAUUAUCGAGAGGGACCGAAGAACCCAAAUGAGGGCUCUCUACUCCAAGCUCAACUCGCUCCUCCCUCAUCAAUCCUCCACGGAGCUGGUUUCGCAGUCGGAUCAACUAGAAGAGGCUGCGAACUACAUAAAGAAGAUUCAGAUAAAGUUGGAGAAGCUGAAUGAGAAAAAACUUAGCCUUAUGGGAAUCGAAAAUGAACUGUCAAAUACUUGCAACAGAGGAACGAUCAUUUUGGAGUCCAAAUCACCCAAAGUUGAGAUUCACCAAAUGGGUUCAGCAUUGGAGGUUUCUGUGAUUACUGGGUUGGAUUGCCAGUUCAUUUUCAACGAGUUCAUUAGCAUUCUUCACGAAGAAGAAGCCGAUGUUGUUCAUGCCAGUUAUUCAGUCGUUCAUGAUGCUGUUUUUCAUACCAUACACAGUCAGAUAGGAGAUGGUGGUAACAGAGCUGGGAGGAUAUCGGAGAGAUUAAAGAGGUUUGCGUAUGGUUCUGGUGCAUUUUGAAGAAAACGGCAAUGGCAGCACUGAUUUGUGGAAAUCUGAUGAAUUUCAAUGUGAAGUAACCAGUUUCCGAGUUUGCAAUGAAAUAAGUUCAUACUUCGCAUAUAUAUGUAUAUAUGAACUCAUCAUUUGAUCUUUGUCAUCUACAAACGGCCAGCAAAAUUUCCACCUGAUCUCUGCUGUUGCGUGUGACUGAUCAGUGUGUGUAUCGUACUUUUCACCGUUGUUCUGAUAGGG
Prosopis cineraria is the source of this 785-nucleotide messenger RNA. RefSeq names its product transcription factor bHLH162-like. Lineage: Eukaryota; Viridiplantae; Streptophyta; Magnoliopsida; Fabales; Fabaceae. The coding region runs from base 6 to 551 and encodes 181 amino acids. Gene Ontology annotation, cellular component: RNA polymerase II transcription regulator complex. Gene Ontology annotation, biological process: regulation of transcription by RNA polymerase II. The record is from RefSeq and is a predicted model, not a curated record. The transcript has 3 exons. Gene Ontology annotation, molecular function: RNA polymerase II transcription regulatory region sequence-specific DNA binding; DNA-binding transcription factor activity, RNA polymerase II-specific; protein dimerization activity.